Kogia breviceps (pygmy sperm whale) is the source of this 4195-nucleotide messenger RNA. Lineage: Eukaryota; Metazoa; Chordata; Mammalia; Artiodactyla; Physeteridae. The record is from RefSeq and is a predicted model, not a curated record.
GGACAGAAGCCGGCCGAGCCUCUCUCCAAGGCGAAAGUGGGAGAGGCUCGCUUGCGGUCCUGAGGGCGGUGGAAGGGGUGGCCGGGUCUCCGCAGGGGGUUGCCAUGGAGACGGGGGCUGACGGCGUCCUAGAGAGGGCCGUGAUUGGUGCAGAGCCCUGCUAAUCCCCGGAAGCCCCGUAGAGAAUUCAGGGAGAAUUGGUGGGGGCAUGCGCGGUUGGGAAGGCGGUGCGGCCGCCCGUUGCCCCCUGAGAAGCCUGCUCGCGUCGACGGGCGCCUGGACGCCUGGAUUUGAGGCUGGGAGCGCGGGAAGACGCGGCCCGGAGCGUGACCCGAUCGUUGCGAACAACGCUGCCCCGGGGCACAGCGGGAGGAGGGUGGAAACUGGGGCGAGGGUGGGGGACGGGCAAGGCGGCGCUCCGGCUGGUGCGUGGAGCAUUCUGGGAGACAUAGUCCGGCCGGGGAGGGAAGGUCGGCGAGUGCGCAUGCUCAGGAGCGCGGAGCGGCCCGCUGAGCGCGGAGGUGAGGGCGGGGGCCCCUCAACCGGGAAGGUUCGGGCGUGGAUUGGGGCGGCGGCCCAGCGGGAUCGGGAGCGCAGGACAGGGGCCUGGGUGCCGCCCGUGGCCGGGCCCAGCGCUGUAGCGCGGCUCGUCAAUCACGGCGACAAAAUCUGGAGUCCCCGCCCCCAGUUGCCAUGGCGGCACCCGGACCUGCCCCGGCUCCCUAAAGCAGAAGGUGCCCGCCCAGGCUUCUGGUAAAUGUAGUUCAGGGAGCUCCGCAGGGCCGGCCCGAUUACGGAGGCCCAGCUGUCUCCUGGGGUUUCAGGUUGACUUGGAACCUUGAGGAGCGAAGGUUAGACCCACGGGAUCAGGCGGCCCUCGAAAUCGAAGCCACUUCCUUAAUAAACUCAGAUCUGUCCACAAAGGUCGCACUGUACCUCCAGCUGCAGCAGGAGCAGCGCGAGUGUAGUGGGGAUGGGGGAAACGGAGGUUCACAGUGGCACAGCGACCUCCCGAGGUUACGUGGCAAAUAGGCUGGGCAGAAUCUCCGACUUUCCUUGCAGGCUCCGAGUCCAGUGGUCUCGGCACCUUUGUAGCUCCCCUCUGAAAACUCCCCCGUUACCUCCUAGUUCCACCUAAAUCGGGAAACGGAGGAGAUAGUGGGGCAUUGCGUGUUGUGAUAAGUCGGGCUCAGAGAAUGGGGCUGAAUGGGGGGAGAAUGGUGUCUGGGUGCUGCGCCAUACAGGUGACCUUGCACAGGUGUGGGGUGGGGCAGGUGCAGUCGGGUUGCGCUGUGAAACCGCGCUGGGAGGGGAGUGGUCUGAGACACUAGGCGGGAGAGUGGACGCUGCAGUGAUUGACUGGCACUGGUGGGGGGAGGGGUGGUAGUGGUGCAGAUGCCCAGGCAGUGGAUGUUGUAGGUGGCAUUCACCUGGUAGGCAGAGGGGUGCAGAGCAGGGGUUAGGUGGCGCAUGUAGAAGAAGCGUGGGCCUUGGGGGAGAGACGAGGUGCCCUCUGGGCCUAAGAAGCAGCCCAGGAACAGGGGGCUACCAGAGACUCUGCACAGGCCAAGCUAGAGAGGCUCAGCGAGGGCUUACCAGCCCCACAGGUCCUUGAUACGGCACUGCCUCUGUGCCUCAGUUUCCUCAUCCUCCUUCCACUUGGCGGGUCUCGGGAUUGAACAGCGCGGCAUCCAGUAGGCUCUCAAUAAGCAGUCGUCACCACUGUCCUCACCGCAGCGGCCUCAUCCCGUUCCUCCCCCAGGGGGAGACACUGGCCUCAGAGCCCCAGCCUGGUCUUUCCAAUGAGGCCCACAGCUCUGGGCUCCCCGGGCCACGCACCCCCAGAAGAUGAGGGGCCCAUCACGGUGAAGCUGGAGGAGUCUGAGGAGGAGGGUGAAGCCGCCCCGUGGGAUCCAGGCCCAGAGGCUGCACGCCAGCGUUUCCGGCACUUCCACUAUGAGGAGGCAGUGGGUCCCCGCGAGGCGCUGGCCCGGCUCCGUGAACUCUGCCGCCAGUGGCUGCGGCCCGAGGUGCACUCCAAGGAGCAGAUGCUGGAGCUGCUGGUGCUGGAGCAGUUCCUGGGCGCGCUGCCCCCCGAGAUCCAGGCCCGCGUGCGGGGCCAGCAGCCAGGCAGCCCUGAGGAGGCCGCUGCCCUGGUCGAGGGCCUGCGCCGGGAGCCAGGAGGGCCCCGGAGAUGGGUCACAGUCCAGGUGCAAGGCCAGGAGGUGCUAUCAGAGAAGAUGGAGCCCUCCGACUUCCAGCCCCUCCCUCAAAUCACACCUCGGACUCCAGAACCUGGGCUUGAGAUGCCCCAUGGGGCCACACAGGAGUCGUCGCUGGGCCUGUGGGUGAAAGAGGAGCCUGGGGUUACCGAGGAUCCAGAGCUUCUGGACUCUGGGCCUCUAACCAACCCCCAGGAGGCCACUUCCACUGUCCUACCUGAGGAGGCCCAGGGCUGUGGCGCAGCGCUGGACCAGGCCUCUCCCCAUAGUGAGACUGGGCCUGAGGGGUCCUCGUGGACGGAGCACCCGGAGGCCCUGUGGCAGGAGGAAGCUGGGAGUGUCUUCUCCGCGGGGUUUACACUCCAGAUGGACAGCAUCUCUGCUGGCCCAGACACUGUGAGCUCCCACGUCCACCUCCCCUGGGACCUCGGCGUGGCCAGCCUCACGGGCCGACUCGAGUCACCCUCCCUCGAAGGUGGCUUCUCACACGCGCUGGUGCUCUCCAGCGACCCAGGAGGUGAGCAGGACCCCACGUACGAUCCCCGCCAGGGCGUGGGACCCGGGCUGGCCGCCGCUCGCUGGCGUGCCCCCAGGGGCCGGAGCCGGGGGCGAGGUCGCCCCAGCACAGGCUCCGGGGCCGUGCGAGGUGGCCGCUGCGACGUGUGCGGUAAGGUGUUCAGCCAACGCAGCAACCUGCUGAGGCACCAGAAGAUACACACGGGAGAGCGGCCGUUCGUGUGCGGCGAAUGCGGCCGCAGCUUCAGCCGCAGCUCGCACCUGCUGCGCCACCAGCUCACGCACACCGAGGAGCGGCCGUUCGUGUGCGGCGACUGCGGCCAAGGCUUCGUACGCAGCGCGCGCCUGGAGGAGCACCGGCGCGUGCACACGGGCGAGCAGCCCUUCCGCUGCGCCGAGUGCGGCCAGACCUUCCGGCAGCGCUCCAACCUGCUGCAGCACCAGCGCAUCCACGGCGACCCCCCGGGCCCCGGCGCGGCACCCCCCGCGCCUCCUGGCGCGCCGGAGCGCCCAGGCCCCUUCCCGUGCAGCGAGUGCCAGGAGAGCUUCGCGCGGCGCGCCGUGCUGCUGGAGCACCAGGCGGUGCACACGGGCGACAAGUCUUUCGGCUGCGUGGAGUGCGGCGAGCGCUUCGGCCGCCGUUCGGUGUUGCUGCAGCACCGGCGCGUGCACAGCAGCGAGCGGCCCUUCUCCUGCGCUGAGUGCGGCCAGAGCUUCCGACAGCGCUCCAACCUCACACAGCACCGGCGCAUCCACACGGGCGAGCGGCCCUUCGCCUGCGCGGAGUGCGGCAAGGCUUUCCGCCAGCGGCCCACGCUCACGCAGCACCUGCGCGUGCACACGGGGGAAAAGCCCUUCGCCUGCCCUGAGUGCGGCCAGCGCUUCAGCCAGCGUCUGAAGCUCACUCGCCAUCAGCGGACGCACACCGGCGAGAAGCCCUACCGCUGCAGCGAGUGUGGCCUGGGCUUCACGCAAGUCUCGCGGCUCACCGAGCACCAGCGCAUCCACACAGGCGAGAAGCCCUUCGCCUGCCUGGAGUGCGGCCAGAGCUUCCGGCAGCACGCCAACCUCACACAGCACCGGCGCAUCCACACGGGCGAGCGGCCGUACACAUGUCCCGAGUGCGGCAAAGCCUUCCGCCAGCGGCCCACGCUCACGCAGCAUCUGCGCACCCACCGACGCGAGAAGCCCUUCGCCUGCCAGGACUGCGGCCGCUGCUUCCACCAGAGCACCAAGCUCAUCCAGCAUCAGCGCGUCCACAGUGCGGAGUAGCCAGCGCGCACUGCACCCCCUCUCCGCCCUCACCUCGGUCCUCCGUACGGGGGGGGGGGCGGGGGGGCGGUGCUGCAGAACACCUACCUCUCGGGGAUGCUGUGAGGCCUGUGAUCACGUGGGUACAAGCCAGCCCUCUUAGGGCCCGGUGCCCAGUAGGUGCUCAAUAAACAGUACACGGAACC